UAAUUAACCCACCACAACAUACAAAAAACAACAUCUUCAAUUAUCUAUAUACUCAUCAAGCAAACCAUAUGAAGCUUGUUUUGUCACUCACCCUUUCCUUCCUUAUAUUUGCUUUCAUCACCACUCUUUCAUUAGCUUUCUCUAAUGAUGAGCAAGUAUUGGACACAAAUGGUAACCCCAUUGUCCCAGGCGGUGAAUACUACAUUUUUCCGGCAACUCAAGACCCCUAUAAAGGUGGACUACGACUUGCAAAAACCGGUGAUUCAAAGUGUCCAGUUACUAUCUUGCAAAAUGAAAAUAUCACAGGUUUACCAGUGAAAUUUACCAUACAAGGAAUAAGCAAUGAUAUAAUCAUGACAGGUACCGAACUUAAGAUUGAGUUCACUAAGAAGCCUAAUUGUGUCAAAUCAUCACAAUGGUUGAUGUUUUUCGAUUAUGAUGCUAGUAGUUUUAAUGUUAUUAUUGGUGUUGACGAAUACAUUCCUGAAAUAAUAAUAAUUGAUGGCACAUUUUAUAUUCAGAAAUAUGGAAAUGCUUAUAAGCUUGGAUUUUGUAAUGAUGAUAUGGGGGAACAAAAUUGUCUUGAUAUUAUGAGAUGGAAUAAUUCCAAAGAUGGUGGAUCACGUUUGAGAUUGAUUUUGAAAGCUGAACAAGAAGUCCAAGACCCUUAUCCGGUUGUGUUUGUUGAUGCUCCUUCUUUUGAAUCUGGAAUUCUUAUGAAUGUGAGUCUUUGAAUGUUAGUCUAACUAGAAUGCAUUCAAUAAGUGAUGUAAAUAUUGUUGUUCCUUUAGUGUGUUCCUUUCUCAAUUAAUAAUAAGGCGACGUCUAGGCUACCCUUGAAGAAUUGUAUGUAAGUUACCUAAUGAUCAAUGAGAAUAAGUCACACAUGUAUGAUUAAAUAUGUGAUACUCACAAAUUAA
Medicago truncatula (barrel medic) is the source of this 920-nucleotide messenger RNA. Its product is annotated as kunitz-type trypsin inhibitor-like 2 protein. Gene Ontology annotation, molecular function: endopeptidase inhibitor activity. The record is from RefSeq and is a predicted model, not a curated record. Bases 69 to 734 code for a protein of 221 amino acids. NCBI's taxonomy places the organism in Eukaryota, Viridiplantae, Streptophyta, Magnoliopsida, Fabales, Fabaceae. The transcript has a single exon.